GUUGGACUUAUAUGUUAUAAUUUUGUUUUACAACGACUAUGAGAAAAAAGGAUAUACUUAUGCAAACGAAUGUGGCGAAUUUUGGAUUAUAAAUCUUGAAAAAUAUAGAUUCACCAUGUCUGGCCCAAGUGAGCGCGAGUCAAGGGCCAUUUUCCUGAAUUUUAAGGAAAUUCGAUGUCUGGAAAAAAGUUUCCAAGUGAUAGACCUGGAAAGGGCAUACAGAAAUAACAUAAUGAACAUGCACCAGAAAGACAUGAAGAUACAUUACAAGAAAAUAAAGGACAGAGUUGGGAAAAUCCAUUCGAAUUUGACAAGAGAACAAAUCGACGAAAUGAAAGUGAUGGAGCAAAGCGGUGAGGUAAAGAUAAAGCUAUCAACUAGCACGGAUUCUAGCAUCCGAAUAUCCGCCGCGGAGAAGCGACUGAAGCUUCAGCCCAGAGCUAAAAGCGCCAUGCCCCGCCUUCGACGCAGCGGGAGCGCCUUUCCCGCACGGCCUUUAAGAACCACCCACUCGGCGUUUACUCGAUCUACCAGUAACGACUGUCCGCCGGGUUCUCCCCGAACCAAGAGCUGUAGAUUUGGAGGUUCGUCCAUUAACAUGGCCGCUAUUUCGCCGCGGUCCAAUACUGCGGGCACGUCACGAUCAUGUACCCACGGCCGUUCGAACUCCCUGUACCCGGAAUCGGAAUUGUCCACCGGAAGCGCUGUAUUGCCUUUAUCAAUAAGAAAUGAGAGGAAGAAAUCAAUAUUCAUUGAUAGUGACGAUAAACCACUGAAGCCGCUUAUAUCAAUAACGACUGCAGACGUGGACAGCGAUUCCGGGAAGUCACUAACAAAUAUAAAAGUGCCAAAGUUAACAUUGAAUAUGUCACCGUUAUCGGGAACAGGAAAAAGUCGACCAUCAUCGCCUUUAGCUUCGCCAAGAUCAUCUAUAAUGAAGUCGCCAAAGUCCCCAAAGGCAGCAAAGAAGUCAAAAGGUAUGGGUAACUCAAAAGUGUCGGCCUCAAGUAAGCCUUUUCCCCCAGAGAACGAGAAACCGGGCACUCAAGAAGGCGGGCUCUGGAGCACCAGAACCGCCACAUACCUCCAGCUUCCUUCGGGCUCGUGUGUGGCUGAUGCACAAAACAACGAGAGUAAAGAUGAUUCCACUCCAGGCGAAUCUGAUCGAUCAAAUGGCGCGGUUCCUCCAACGAGACUCACAUCAGCUACUAGCAGUGGGGAAAAACAACGGCCCAAUACGGCCGCCAUUGCUGAUUCAAUGAGGCGGAAAUCGCAGGCAGAUAUGCAAAGAGCAUCGCGCCUUCUAGCGGAAGGCAAAACGACCGUGCCCUUUGAUUCUCACGACUAUAUAGCUAUUGAAGAGAGAUCCAAAUCGGAGAAACCGUUCCGCUCAAUCAGAGAACGGACGUUUAACGUAAAUAUGGAAACAGACGUUAUGAGUGACUGUAUGGGGGAAGAAUUGUAUAGAGACAUGAAGAGAGGCAUGAUACUUGGGGAGGUAGCAUCAAGCCUGUGCUUAGAGGACAAAAUAGACUUCUUUUUAGAUCGCGUUGAUGAUUACAUCAAAGUGAAUCCGAAUUACGUAUAUAAUGCGGAAAGAACUCGCGCGGAACUGGAAGCGGUUCGCGCAGAAAAUAAGGCCGCCAAAGCGAAGAAGGUGAAACGGAACACACUACGGAGACGGCAGUUAGAGCGGAAGCUGCUGGAUGGAGAGGAGGCGAUGAGAGAGGCGGCGAAGGCCCGCUACAUCAGGUUAAAUGACGAUGAACUGGAUAUGUCUAAUGUAAAUACACUUGUAGUGGAUCAGAUGAAAAUGUUGUCUAGUAUAAAGAUAUGGAACCAAGGUUGAUUGAAAUAUGUUGAAAGUAUUUUGAAAGAUAUGAAAUAAAGUGGAUCUGUGUUGAAAAUAGUACUAAGCUAUGGAAUGAUGCGUGUUUGAUUUAAUUGUGUUGAACAAUACUAAGAUAUGCCAUAUUAUGGAAUCAUGCAUGGUUGAUUAAAAUGUGUUGAAAAGUGCUAAGAUACGGAAUAUUGCGUGGUUAAUUGAACUGUGUUGAAUUGUAAUAUGAUAUUGAAUCGUGCUUGGGUAUUAUAGUAUAAAUAUAUAUAUAGAAUACUGCGCGUGUGAACCGAUGUUUUAAAUAACAUCAGGCUUGUUUCGUUUAACAGCAUAUGAUUCAAUUAAUAACUCUCUUAUUUCCUUUUAUACUUUAAUAAGGCUACUAAAAAGUCCAAAUAA
Messenger RNA from Mya arenaria, 2239 nucleotides. RefSeq lists its product as uncharacterized. Lineage: Eukaryota; Metazoa; Mollusca; Bivalvia; Myida; Myidae. The record is from RefSeq and is a predicted model, not a curated record. The transcript has a single exon. The coding region runs from base 116 to 1849 and encodes 577 amino acids.